AGCUAACAGGAUUACAAUGUUCCACUGGCGGAGCAGACACUUUAAAUAGAUCAAGCUGACUCUGUCGGUGCUUCAGGACUGCAGAAGAAUCAGCAUUUGAAAACUGAGAAGUAUUUUAACCACAUUGCUGCGUCUUCCCCAGAUCUGUAGAAAUGGCUGAGGUUUUCAAAGGCCUGAACCUUCUUGAUACCCUCAAAGAGUCCAUAGACAAUAAUAAGUUAUCAGAUGUCAAGGAUGCAGUGGAAGAUCUCCUGAUCAGUCGAAUCAACUUAGCUGUGCUGGGGGACCGUGAGGAUGGAAAAGCCACUUUCAUAAACUCCCUCAGCGGCCUCAGUCCUGGGGAUGAAGGAGCAGCUCCAUCUCCAUCCCCUGUCGCCCCGGAGGAAUUGGCAAGCUACCCGAACCCUAAGCACCCUGAUUUCCGUCUGUGGGAUCUACCAGCUGUCCCUUCAACCUCUCCAUUUGAACCUGAGGGAUACAUGGAAAGAGUAAAGUUCCUCCGUUACAAUGCCGUCUUCAUGACAUUCACAAAGACGCCCCAACCUAACUCUGUGAAGGUGUUCCUGGAGGCCCGUUCACUACAGCGACAAACUGUGUAUUUUAUUCUCCUAGCUACAGAGAAAGACACAGAAAAAAGCUUAGAAGAAAACAGAAAAGCCGGUGUGGAGGUGCUGAAAUCACAAGGUGUUGCUCAGCCUAAAGUCUACAGGGUAAGACCCUCUACCUUGGAGAAGUUCGACUUCCCUGGCCUGUUGGAGGACAUGGGACGAGAACUCCCAGAAAUCCGAGCCCACGCCCUUCUCUUGGCUCUCCCAACGCUAACCUCCACAUUGGUCACUCAGAAAAAGGAUGCAUUCAAAGCACUUGUAUGGGCAGCUGCAUCGCUUUCUGGUGGGGUGUCAGCUAUUCCUGUUCCCUUUGUGGCCUCCAUGGUGGACUCAAGUGUAGCAAUGCGGAUUCUAACAAAAGCACAAUUAUCUCUGUGUCUGGACAAUGAAUCGGUCGAGCGCCUGGCCCGACAGCGAGGUAUCGAACCCACACGACUUAAGGGGCUGCGGACUUGUGAACUGUCAGUGGAGGUCACAAAAGGUGAAGUGAAAAGGCGUCUAGCAGCGGCAGAAAAGGACUUGGCCACAGUUUCUUCAAAGUUUGUGGAGAUGGCAAUGCCGAGACAUGCCCGUUCUGUCAGCCGCUCCUUUGCUGCCAUGCUGCAGGCCCUAAAUGGCGCAAUUGAUGAAAUGGCGACUGAUGCUGACAAGAUAGUGUCUGCUGCGGCUUUUGGGGAGGAGAAGUAAAUUGAACUUUUUUUUCACUGUUUCCUGUUUAUGCACAGUUCAUCUUUACUUUAAUGUUUUGGGUAAUACAAAGUGCAACAAUACAAAACAA
Messenger RNA from Labrus mixtus (cuckoo wrasse), 1386 nucleotides. RefSeq names its product immunity-related GTPase family, q2 (gene irgq2). The coding region runs from base 153 to 1295 and encodes 380 amino acids. Gene Ontology annotation, cellular component: membrane. Gene Ontology annotation, molecular function: GTP binding. The transcript has 2 exons. NCBI's taxonomy places the organism in Eukaryota, Metazoa, Chordata, Actinopteri, Labriformes, Labridae. The record is from RefSeq and is a predicted model, not a curated record.